This is a messenger RNA of Dibothriocephalus latus, 537 nucleotides long. Lineage: Eukaryota; Metazoa; Platyhelminthes; Cestoda; Diphyllobothriidea; Diphyllobothriidae. The record is from the annotation of a GenBank genome assembly.
UAUAAUUAUGGCCAACGGAUUUAUCGAAAUCAGGGUAACGUUUAUAGUAGUUGUUUGUUAUUGAAUCCCCUUGGAGCCGGCCAUAUGAGGAAUAAUUACCUUUUUCUGAAAUACCUGUCUGUUUAUGCUUCCCUUUGGCUAGAAACCACACCCUGGUGCACUGAGGAGAUUGGUCGUUUUCAAUACGCGCUCAGACGCCACGAGAAGGAUUUUCACCGCGUGAGCAAGGAGUUACAAGCCUGCGGAAUGGACAAGUCUGUGAAGGCUUGUGUUGAGUUCUACUACGUCUGGAAACGCAUGAACACUCGACGUGAAGUUAAUAGUCGUUCCGCGGCACGCAUAGAUGAAGGCCUAACAUUUAAUCUGGCCCAAGUUCCCUUCCACUCACCCCCGUUCCGUAUCUUUAGACCGAAUCACCGUGGGGUUUCGACGACAGUGUAUCCGAGCAAAAUGAACAUGCACCAAACACCCAUCCACCAGCCACUAACUAACAAAAUGGACAGAUGGUUACUUAUACUACUCGCGCUAAGCGAGUAG